Molecule: messenger RNA, 363 nt
Organism: Periconia digitata
Lineage: Eukaryota; Fungi; Ascomycota; Dothideomycetes; Pleosporales; Periconiaceae
Source: the annotation of a GenBank genome assembly
CUCAUGGCAAAGGCUCAGCCCUGCAAUCCAUUGGCCACGCCGAUGCAGCAACAGUGGAACCUAUUAAUGACCGGUUUCCCCAUUAGGUGGCAGGAGGAGCUUGCUGCUGUGCGGUAUACCGUCUUGGGCUAUAGGCCAAGGCACCCAAAAAGCGACCCCCGACCUCCGCCCAUCCCCAUGUGGCGUUCGCUUUUCUAUUUCUGGGACCAAAUGGACGUCCGUGCUCUCUCUACGAUUCAGGAAUCAUCACCACCAAAUUUCCUGAAGCUCGGUCCAACGCUUGUUCGCGAUAACACUGCGUAUGCACUACGUACACAGUAUUGCUCAAUUCGUUUGCGUGUCUCUUUGCGCCCUUACGAUUGA